Molecule: messenger RNA, 1509 nt
Organism: Priceomyces carsonii
Lineage: Eukaryota; Fungi; Ascomycota; Pichiomycetes; Serinales; Debaryomycetaceae
Exons: 1
Coding region: 1-1509 (502 amino acids)
Biological process (GO): ketone body catabolic process
Molecular function (GO): succinyl-CoA:3-oxo-acid CoA-transferase activity
Source: RefSeq, a predicted model, not a curated record
AUGUUAAGAUUGCUUGGUGUCCGCUUAAGACCCAAAUUGGACAUUGGUUCAAGUAAAAGGUUCCUUUCCAAUUCAAAAGUUGUUGAUUCUGUUGAAAAGGCAUUAGAGGGAAUAAAAUCUAAUAUCAUAUUGUUGUCAGGCGGGUUUGGAUUAUGUGGCUUACCAGAAACAUUGAUUGAAGGUUUGUUGAGCAAAAAAGAUGUCCAAAAUAUAACAGCUGUCUCUAAUAAUGCAGGGAUAGAUGGAAGAGGAUUAAGCAAGCUCCUUGAAUCGGGUCAAAUAACUAAGAUGUUUAGUUCUUACAUUGGGAAUAACAAAACUUUCGAGAAAAUGUAUUUGAGUGGAAAGAUUAGCUUAGAGUUAUGUCCUCAAGGAAAUUUGGCUGAAAGGUGUAGAGCGGGGGGUUCAGGUAUUCCUGCAUUUUACACUGCGACUGGUGUUGGGACGUGGUUAGAGGAGGGUAAACUACCACUAAAAUAUGACGACAAGGGCAAUGUCCUCGAGACCACAAAACCCCGAGAAGCUAGGAUUUUCAACGGUAAAAAAUACUUACUUGAAGAAGCUAUCAUUGGCGAUGUUGCUUUUGUAAAAGCAUAUAAAGCCGAUCAUCUAGGCAAUUGUUGGUUUCGGGGGUCUGCAAGAAAUUUCAAUUCUGUUUUCGCUAGAGCUGGUAAAUUAACAAUCGUUGAAGCUGAAGAAAUAGUCCAACCAGGGGAAAUUAAACCUGAAGAUGUGCAUUUACCAGGAAUUUAUGUUGAUAAAGUCAUUAAAUCGACUUCACCAAAAGACAUUGAAAUAUUGACUGUUCGCAAAGGAGAAUCAGAAAAGAGCACUCAGUUAUCUGAGGCUGACCAAAGGAGGAUUCGAAUUGUUAAAAGGGCUGCUCAAGAAUUUGAAAAUGGAAGCUUCGUAAACCUCGGCAUAGGUAUGCCUACAUUAGCACCUGGAUAUGUGUCUGAAGAAGUUGAUGUUUGCUUGCAAUCAGAAAAUGGCCUUUUAGGUUUAGGCGAUUAUCCUGAACCAGGUAAAGAAGACGCUGAUUUCAUAAAUGCAGGAAAGGAAACUGUAACAUUGAAGGAUGGGGGAAGUCUUUUUGGCUCUGAAGAAUCAUUUGCGAUGAUAAGAUCGGGAAAAAUCAAUUUGACAAUUUUGGGUGGCUUUCAAGUAUCUCAAUAUGGAGAUCUAGCUAAUUGGGGCCUACCUGGAAGAAUUAAAGGAAUGGGUGGUGCCAUGGACUUGGUAUCCAACCCAUCGAAAACUAAAGUUGUUGUAUUGAUGGAACAUGUGGAUAAAAAGCAGAGACCAAAAAUCCUUACAGAAUGUAGCUUCCCAUUGACUGGAGCUAGAUGUGUCUCAAAAAUUAUCACAGAUCUAGCUGUUUUUGAAGUUGACCCUAAAAAGGGGUUGACACUAACAGAAAUUAGUAAAGAUACAACAUUGGCCGAUCUAAGACUUUUAACAGCCGCUGACUUCGAAAUUGCAACUGAUCUUAAAGAAAUAGAAUUGUAA